Molecule: messenger RNA, 1947 nt
Organism: Mangifera indica (mango)
Lineage: Eukaryota; Viridiplantae; Streptophyta; Magnoliopsida; Sapindales; Anacardiaceae
Exons: 6
Coding region: 1-1125 (374 amino acids)
Source: RefSeq, a predicted model, not a curated record
AUGGAAAUCUGUAUUCUAUCUAAAUUUCAUCUUACUUUCAAAUUGGUCAACCUGUAUCUUUUGGGAAAAGACACUAAGUCACAGAGCCAUAGGGGAGCCUUACCUCUGUCCAUUUUUGGGGAUAGUGAACUAGAGAAUGAUGAUGACUCAGUUCAUCAAGAUGUUUCUAAUUACAAUCUUGCUUCCUCCAGGACAGAUGACAUUAAGAAGAGUCAGGGGUCGAGUGUAUCUAUCAGUGAUCUCAUAACAAGUUUGUACAAUCAAGCUGAGCAGAAAGCUCCUGUUAACCAUUCACAAAAGCCAAGUGAAAAUGGUCUUGAUUCUUUAAUUAAAGCUGUGGAUUCUAAUUUAGUAGAUGGUGAUGGUGAUUUUGAUGAUGAUUCUUGGGAAUUUAAAGAUGCUGUUUCCAGGACAGUAGAUGAACAGAUCUCAGUUCCUGGUCUUGAAGAUCCACAUGUGAAACACUCUACCAAGGUGGAGCCAAAAAAAUUGAUUGAGCAGAAAGAUUAUGCUGAUUUUUAUUCCAAACUAGAGGAUGAAUUAUGGUUUGUUGCACAGUGCCGUCUUGACAAUCUAAAGGUUGUAAGAUUUGUUCGAAAGCACAAAGUACUGCUGCUCUUAGUGGUGAAGAUGGAUCUGUAUAAUGAAUUGCACCAAGAUGGUAUUAUUUCCAUGGUUCACUCAGAGAAUCAGCCACUGACCAAUAUUCACUUUAAUGAAUUCAUUGAAGUUCUCCAGGAACCGAAGUUCCAUGUGCUUGAGGCAGAAUAUCAAUUAUCAAUGAGGCUGCUACUCGCAGAGAAAGAUUGGAGGUCAGCAAUUGAACUCCUAAAACAUGUGGCAUCAACAUCAAAGAUUCUAAAGUUGGGAUCGUGGGAGGAGCAGUCUUCUUUUGUUUCCACUUGGUUCAAAAUGGUGUCUGUUUGUGCGCAAGAGCUGAGACAUGGUGCCUUGGUUUGGAAAGAGUCUUUAGAAAAGAAUGUCUCCAGUCAAUUAUUUUCUGACCCUCGAGGCAAGCAGUAUAUACUUGCACUUGGAGAUAUUUACAGGGUUGUUGAAGUUCUUGGAUCCUUGGCCAAAAUUUUGCAAGCCAUUCAUGCUACUAAGUUCUACAAAUCCCACUGACUUGUUCGCUCUUCUCAGCGAGUGUUUUACCUUAUGGUCAAGUUCAGGACUCGAAGAGGCUGUCGGAAGUAUUUCUGAUCCAACAGGUUUUGAGUAUAAUGUAACUCCCAAGGAAUUACUAGAAUCCAUCAAGCAUAUUCAUGAUCUUGAUGCACUUGCACUUGAUAACCAUGUUUUCUCCUGACAAGAACCUACCUGUCGGCUAACUCUCCUAAGUUCUGGAGCAGUGCCAGAUAUGAAAAUGGUGGUAUGGAAUGGUGAGCACUAUUUCCUACCUCUUGCAAACUUGUGGGCAAAUCUUGAAACAACUAAUCCUCCGAACUUACUGCGCCUGCAUGUUCGCUAAUAAGGAUACCAGUGGAAGUUGAAAUUUUCUAUUGAGAAAUUCUGCAGCCUCAGUUGUCAAUUGAAUCCCACUUGGAUAAUAAAGCUUCUGGGGCAUCAAUUGCAGACAAAGGGACUGUGUCUGGUAGAAAAAGCCACAGUUCGAGUUUCUGGGAACCCAGCGAACACAGUGCCUGAUUGAUCAAACAAAUUUUCAGAUUCCAUAUUGCAUUACUUAAAAUUGAUUGCCAUUCUUUUAGUGGAAGCUGUAGCAUAGCAAUUCAGUGUAGAAAAAAGUUGUAUUACUUAUUUAUUUAUAUGUGAUUGGGUGGAUCAAGAGAAGAAACACCCAUAAAGGAAGGGGAAAAAAAAUAGAAAUUUUGUGAAAAAAACAGAUGAGAAUAUCAUUCUAACUUCUUUGUAAUGGUGACUGGUGAGUUACAGAGUCAUAUCUCAUAAAAUAAUAAUAAUAAGUUGGUUGAUUUUUGGUUGUCAAAA